Aaosphaeria arxii CBS 175.79 is the source of this 1287-nucleotide messenger RNA. Its product is annotated as fumarylacetoacetate hydrolase FahA. Lineage: Eukaryota; Fungi; Ascomycota; Dothideomycetes; Pleosporales. Gene Ontology annotation, biological process: L-phenylalanine catabolic process; L-tyrosine catabolic process; homogentisate catabolic process. The transcript has a single exon. Gene Ontology annotation, molecular function: fumarylacetoacetase activity. The record is from RefSeq and is a predicted model, not a curated record. Bases 64 to 1287 code for a protein of 407 amino acids.
CCUAAGCAGUCAUUGCAGAGAAUCUAUCGCGAAGAUAUCCAAGGUUCUCUAAUAUCCGCCAAAAUGCCUUCCAAGGAAGCUUCCCAGUUCGGAAUCAACAACAUCCCCUAUGGCAUCGCCAGCUCCGCAAAACACUCGUCACCGCAAUGCGUGACACGCAUCGGCGACAACGUCAUAUUCCUUGCCUCACUAUCCGCCUCCAGUACCUUCAAAGACAUAAGUGCGGACCUGCCUACCAUCUUCCAGAACUCCACCCUCAAUGCCUUCGCCUCUCUCCCCAAGCAGGUCCACUCCCAAGUGCGCGCCGCCAUCCAAGCCGCCUACAAAGACGGUAGCGACAUCUCCCACUCAGAAGACAUCAAAGACGUGACCCUCCACGUCCCCGUCCAGAUUGGAGAUUUCACCGACUUCUCCGCGUCGCGGGACCACGUCCUCAAUGCCGGAGAAGCCAUCCUCGGCGAGAGAUCGUAUCCGCCCUCAUUCCACAAGUACCCCAUUGGCUACGCCGGACGCUGUUCGUCCAUCGUACCUUCCGGAACCGCCAUCCAGCGCCCUCUGGGCCAGUUCAUCGAGAACUACGCAGCGGCGGAGAAGAACAUCAUCUUCGGUCCGUGCCGUGCGCUCGACUACGAACUGGAAGUCGGCGCGGUGGUCGGACGCCCGUUGGCAGGCGGGAAGGGACUACAUGCGAAAGACGCAGAGGAGCAUAUCUUCGGAUUGAUACUUGUGAACGACUGGAGUGCGCGAGACAUUCAGGGUUUGGAGAUGAAUCCGCUCGGCCCGUUCAACGGGAAGAACUUUGCGACCACGGUGUCGAGCUGGGUCGUCACGUCUGAGGCGCUGGAGGCGCACAAGGUCGCCGCGCCGGAGAGGAUGUCACCUGUGGCGGGGUUCUUGGAUGCGGAGAAUGCGGUGAAUUACAGAAUUGAUCUGGCGGCUGAGAUCACGCGGAACGGUGCGGUGUCGAACACUUGCAAGGUUGGGUUCGACACAAUGUACUGGACGUUCGCGCACAUGCUAGCUCAUCACACGGUUGGCGGGUGUGGACUCAGGACGGGUGACUUGAUUGCGAGUGGAACGGUUUCCGGGCAGGGCGACGAGGAACACGGUUGUCUGUUGGAGAUGACGAAGAAUGGGAAGGUGCCGUGGAAGUUGAGCGAUGGUGAUGAGUUGAGGUAUCUGGAAGAUGGCGACGAGGUGCGGUUCACGGGUAUUGUGGGCGACGAGAAGGAUGGGAUUGGGUUUGGUGAGUGCAUUGGAACGGUGCUACCAGCACGCCAGGCAUAG